AUGGCGACUCUACGGGACAUCAUCGCGCGGGAGAAAUUCUUAACUCUUUCAGACACCGAGGCAAUCCAUCUUUUUGCAUCUUCGUUCCCGACAGAGCUCACUCAUCUCCGAAAUGCUAGUGCUACGGUUGAAUCUGGCGCAAGCACGCCUCCCUGCUGCUUGGAUGGAAAAACGCCAUCCGCGCUGAUCUACGGCGCAGAAUUCGCAGAGGUCAACCGUACCCUGAUCAGCAUGCUGGCGCUCAAGUGGAUCCUAGCGGACGACUACGAGACUUUCACACGCGGUCAAUCAGAAGCAAAAUUGGCGCGGGAGACAUUCGAGCGCAUGCAGGAGCAGAUCACGCGGAAUCUGCGCGACACUGACGACAUCUACGCGUUACUAGUGGCAAUCGUCAUCGACGAUAUCGGCAAAGACUCUACUCUAGCCUUGACCGACGAGGCUGAAGCUGAAGCGAAUCACUCCGAAUUAGUCUAUCAUGCAGCGCGAGCAGAUCGCAUCCCGGCGCUGGCGGGUGUUCCCCAACGCGGCAGAGAAGCAAUUCUGCAGAGCCUGCAGAUCGGAAGCAAGCUUAAUCUCUCGCAGUUGGUGCAGGGUGAGUGCGCGCCGGCGAGUCUCUCUGUGCUACGGUCGAUGAGUGAUGUUGAAUGCGGAUACGAGAUGCGCGCGAUGGUGACGCUCCUCGAUGUCGCUGGCGCGGCUGCCCAUCGCGAUGCGAGGGGAUGUGCAAUGAUGACCGAGUCGGUCUGCCGGGCUUAUCUGCGCGCAAUUGAAGUUGUUCGGGAGUUUAUUCAAGGGAACAUUCCGACUGAGCGCGCUUGCUAUGACCGGAUUCUGAUGGAUCGGGCGGAACUUCUCCACGAGAAAGGAUUUGCUUCGCUUUCUGUUGAGAACGCCGAGGAACGAACGCUACUGCGGCUGCUCUGCAUGGGCCGAGGUGAUAGUCUAGAGUCGGCUGAGAUGUUUCACACGGCGUUUCAGGCUCUACCAGAGUCUACCAGACGCCGACUGGUUGAUGGGCUCAUUGUAGAUGGCAUUGGCGACGGGGUGGCGAUUGUCCCAUACUACGCGCCAGGUCUGCUGGCCGAGGUUAUGCGGAAUGUCCACAACAAAGAGCGCAGUUGUAUCGUUGCUGCGUUGUCUGCAUUUCUGCGGUUUCUGGCGCGUGUAUUUGAGGGUCCACGGCCUGGAGCAGACGGAAUUCAAGAGCGCGACCUGUCGUUUGUCCAGGAUGUAAUCAAAAGCGGCAGAUUUGUUGACGACCCAUCUAUCCUGGAUACUGUCAAGCUGCCUUGGAUGGCCUCGAAAGAUAUUAUUGAUCCACGCUUAUGA
Aspergillus pseudoviridinutans is the source of this 1329-nucleotide messenger RNA. RefSeq lists its product as uncharacterized. Bases 1 to 1329 code for a protein of 442 amino acids. The transcript has a single exon. The record is from RefSeq and is a predicted model, not a curated record. Lineage: Eukaryota; Fungi; Ascomycota; Eurotiomycetes; Eurotiales; Aspergillaceae.